GCGAAGACAUAAAUGCUGCCAGUGUGCAAAUAUGCACAAUUAGAUCAUUCUGUGUCAUAAAGCAUCAGGCCGCCACAUGGGGCCUGAUCAGGCUGACAAAAAAAAAGAUAAAACACAGGCAGCCACUUCUCUUGUGACAUAACAGGAAAUUUCUCUACGCGCCUAACAGCUUCCUCCGCCUCCAUUUUCCCGCACCACGUGGAGAGACGAUUUUGAACAAGAACCAGCUUGCAUGUUUUAACUUGUGUACUAUUACUUUAGUUUGUUUACUGAAGACAUUCAUCCGACUGAUGCUUAUAAGAAAGGAGCUUUGGAGAGUCUUUCAAGAACAAGCUCACACGUAAACAUUAGAAGAACCUAAAUGCUGAACUAAAUUGGACAAGGAUUCAUACAAAACAAAGAAAACUAGCCUUCUUCCUGAUCCCCGGGCCAUUUGAGAGUUUGAAGAGGAUUCUUUCAGUCGAGCACAAGCAAAUCAACCAAGAAUGGAGCUUCAGAAGAUAAACGGACACAGCAGAGAUGAUGGGUUUGAUGGCGUCGAGGCAAUGGAACAUGACGAGUUUCUCCCUCAUAAAACCGGAGCAAAGAAAGAAAUCCACUUUACGGACUUCGAGGGAAAGACUUCGUUUGGCAUGUCCGUCUUCAACCUCAGCAACGCCAUAAUGGGCAGUGGAAUUCUGGGAUUGGCUUUUGCGAUGUCCAACACCGGAAUCAUUCUAUUUCUAAUCCUGUUAGUGUGCAUUGCUAUUCUGUCUGCGUAUUCAAUUCAUCUCCUGCUGAAAUGUGCUGGAGUUGUCGGCAUACGGGCUUACGAGCAGCUCGGGAAUCGGGCUUUUGGAAACCCAGGGAAAGUCCUGGCAGCCUGCAUCAUUACAGUACACAAUAUCGGAGCAAUGUCUAGCUACCUCUUCAUCGUAAAGUCAGAGCUUCCACUGGUUAUUCAAGCUUUCCUGGGUAAACAUGAAAACACAGGAGAGUGGUUCUUGGAGGGAAACUACUUGAUCAUCAUUGUUAGUCUUGCCAUCAUCCUUCCUCUAGCACUCAUGAAACAACUUGGUUAUCUUGGCUAUACAAGUGGCUUCUCCCUCUCCUGCAUGGUGUUCUUCCUCAUUUCGGUUAUAUACAAGAAAUUCAACAUCAGCUGUCCAAUACAAGAAGAGGACCAUCAUAACCUCACUCUUAAUAAAACAGCACCAGAAGACUUCUGUGAGGCCAAGUUCUUCACCGUCAACUCACAGACGGCAUACACCAUCCCAAUCUUGGCAUUCGCUUUUGUCUGCCACCCAGAGGUUCUACCAAUCUACACUGAACUACGAAACGCCACCAAGAAGCGCAUGCAGACUGUGGCCAACAUCUCCAUCCUGGCCAUGUUUGCCAUGUACCUGCUGACGGCUCUUUUUGGUUACCUCACCUUUUAUGGCAAUGUGGAGCCAGAGCUGUUACACACCUACAGCCGUGUGGACCCUCUGGAUGUCCUGGUUCUCUGUGUGCGUCUGGCUGUCCUGGUUGCUGUCACUCUGACUGUCCCGGUGGUCCUCUUCCCGAUUCGUAGGGCCGUGCUUCAGAUCUUGUUCCCUGACAAGCCUUUCCACUGGGGCAGACACAUCGCCAUUGCAUUUUGCCUCCUCUUCACGGUCAACGUGCUUGUUAUUUCCGUGCCCUCCAUCCGCGACAUCUUCGGCAUCAUCGGAGCCACAUCUGCGCCGAGCCUCAUUUUCAUCCUACCCGGCAUCUUCUAUGUUCGGAUUGUUCCUGAAGACCAGGAGCCUUUACGGUCAAGACCAAAGAUUCAGGCUGCAUGCUUUGCUGUAUUGGGAUUCAUCUUUAUGAUCAUGAGUAUAUCAUUUAUCAUCACUGACUGGGUGACUGGUGAAUCCCGGAGUGGGGGAGGGCACUAGUUGCCAUGACGGAAUAGAGGUACUACCAACUAUCAGCCAAAGCUCGCCCUCUCGUUAAAUUACCCCGACCUGCAGAGUUCGCAUCCAAAGCCAAACAGGAAUGUUUGGCUGAAAAAGACGAAGGAUAGGAGAAGAACCUUUGCCAGCACUCAAAAAUAAAAAGAAGGUGGUUUGACAUGUGACGGGCCAAACCAAACGAUCCGCAGUGACGACGAGAACAUCGAUGAGUGAGAAUGCAAAGUAAUGUGCUCUGUCUGAAUAAACCCUGACACGGCCCAGAGUGAGGAUGUUGUUUGGGGUCAUGUGUAGAAUGGCAGCAAAAUAAUUAAAGGGAACAGCAUGACUAAAAUGGAAAUCCCAUUUUAGACAAUGGAUGUGUACAGUUCCCUGGAAUAGCUCAGUCACUGCCAACAUCCUUCCAAUCUACUUCCCUACCUUCUUAGAUUUUACAGGACCUCAAUUUGAUAGUAUUGUCAGACAAUCAGUUUGUUUUUCCCACCUAUGUUUACCAAACGGAACCAGCCAUUUCUUUAUUUAACUGCUGCGUUAGUUUUAAAACUGGCAAACUUGACCAUGCAGUCGUAUUUAUUUAGACAUCUGUUAAAUUCAGCCCCAGGCACCCGGUGAGGGUUGACUUGCAGUAACACACAAACAUUUCCCUUCAUUUCGCCAGUGAUAUUUACAUUAGGUUUAAUCAUGUGUUUAAUGUGGCAUUAAAAUUACUUAAAAAGGCAGUUACCUUCAAAGCCACGUCGGCAGUGGCCGCUGAUCCAACAAAUACGAUACACUUUAUCGCUACUGUUCAUGAAGGUUAAGCAGAGAGUUACUGACAACAGUGUGUGUGAACAGACACAGAGAAGAGAUUUGUAGAAACACAGAAAAGAAACAAAGAUUUUAUCUAACUUGAAGCCACAGCUGCAAACCAAAUAAUGUAUUUAUUGUGUGUCACACUAAGAGACAGACAUUAUUUUUUAAUGUUUUUUUUUUUUUUUUUUUAUCGUGCUCAACAAAAGAUAAUUAAAAAUUGUAACACACAGUGUUGGAAAUGCUCAUCAUUCCCAGAGACUAUAAACUAUAGUAGGCUAAAUAAAGACCUAUAGGGUCUAAGUUAAAAUGACUUCACUUUUUUUUUUUUUAUUUGUCAAAACAUUCUGUUCAUUUUGUUAUGAAUCCUGUACAUUUAUAAAUUAACUGAAUAUAUCUGUUAAUAAAAUAUGUCUUUCAUUUGUA
This is a messenger RNA of Mugil cephalus (flathead mullet), 3128 nucleotides long. RefSeq names its product sodium-coupled neutral amino acid transporter 3-like. Lineage: Eukaryota; Metazoa; Chordata; Actinopteri; Mugiliformes; Mugilidae. Gene Ontology annotation, biological process: L-histidine transmembrane transport; serine transport; glycine transport. The record is from RefSeq and is a predicted model, not a curated record. Bases 486 to 1898 code for a protein of 470 amino acids. The transcript has 17 exons. Gene Ontology annotation, molecular function: L-glutamine transmembrane transporter activity; glycine transmembrane transporter activity.